Parnassius apollo (apollo) is the source of this 555-nucleotide messenger RNA. Lineage: Eukaryota; Metazoa; Arthropoda; Insecta; Lepidoptera; Papilionidae. The record is from the annotation of a GenBank genome assembly.
AUGCAUAAUGUUGACAAACCGAGCGAAAAUACAGGGACUGUUAAUGUUCUAAACAAAGAGUCAAAUGAAAUAACAAAUCCAAAUGUAUUAGUAAUAGAUAACAUUACAGAGACUAUUAAUAAAUCAAACAUUAAUAACCAAAACCAAAUAGCAGAGACAGAAAAUAACAAAAAAUAUGAUUUUAAUUUUGACAAUGCUAAAUGCGAUAGCAAAAUGACACCUCCGAAAUUAAAAGAAAUUCUCAAUUGGCCCCAGACACCACAACGUAAGGGGAAAAUUAUGACCAACAAUCCCAUUUAUGUCUUGACCAGCCGCAAAUGGCUUGAAAUCGAAGGAAAGAAAAAAAUGAGAAGAAAACAAAAGAAAAAGAGAAAGAAGAACGUAAAAAGAGAGACAAGAGAAAAGAAAACAGUAAAAAGCGUCACAAAAAUAUCAAAGCAUACCAAAAAUAUGAAAAUCGAUUCGGAAAACUUAGAAAACAUUGAAAUAUUAAGACAAGAAGAAAAAGUUCCUAGGCAUCUAUUAAAUAAAAACUCAAAAAUUGAAGAAAAAUAA